UAUUGUCUUUUCCUGAGAUGAUGAAACAAGUCUGCUUAUCUUUUUCAUUGUCUUUACCUCAGCCCAACUGACUUGUUUCAAGUUGGCUUUGUUUGCUGUUUGCCCUGGCAUGGCUCCAGUUGUUGUGACAUCACAAAAGUUACCUCUUUGCUCAGUAGCAAUGACCAAACUUUGGGGAGGGGGCGGUGAAGGGGGAAGUACAGAAAACAAAUCAUGAACUCAGGAGGGCGACUAUCCGUCAGAGCUGGAAAGGUGCUCAGGGAGCUGGACAGAGUCCAGCCUUGAGACUGGAACAGGUUAGACCAUUGUUUAGACACAAGAAGUUGCUUGAUCCUGACAACUUGAGUACAGAAGCAAAGAAAAGACUGUUGCUUUUGAAUGUAAAGAAGCAAACUUUUAGCUGUUUGCUUGAAAGACCAUCCUGUUGGGAAUUACCAGAAAUCUAGCCACAGCUUUCUUAAUCUAAGCUUGGUUCAAUACUCAGAGGAGACGUGAAAAAUUGUCUCCUCAAUGGAGGAUGACAGUGACCCUGAGCAGAGCUCCUGGGCUGAUCUACCUGAUGUCUGUCUGAGACAUGUCUUCCACUGGUUAGAUGACAAGGAUAGAUCUCGGGCUGCCUUGGUCUGUAAAAAAUGGAGUCAGGCCAUGUACUCAGGAUCCCUCUGGAGAACCAGAACCAUCACAUUCAGUGGUCAGCCAUCAAGGGCACACAUGUUUGAAUUUAAAACUGCACUGUGGUAUGUCAAGAAAUUUGGCAAGUAUUUGGAGCACCUUGAAAUCAAGUUACUGUAUCCUUACAAUACUGUCAUUACUCGAAAAUUUCAAGCAACUAUGAGAGGUCUUCUUUCACACUUGGGUAAAUGUAACAGUCGCCUCAUAUCCUUGAGCAUCAAGAACCUGGAAUUAGACCGCUUGGUCUGGAAAAACGUGGUCAGGGCUCAGUUUAUCAAGAACUUAGGUACCUUCCUGAAAAGAAUGAGCAAACAGCUUGAUUAUCUCAACUUAAAAGGAGCAAGAGUAACCUUGGAAGAAGGCUGUGGGCUUCUGAAUUCUCUGAGCUGCUUGACUAAUAAAAGCUUUAUAUCAGAAAUCAAUAUCGAGGAUUUCUUCAGUCUUCACCUUCCUGUCUACAGCAGCACCUUGUUCCACCAAACCAUGUCCAAGUUCCACAGCCUGGUUAUCCUGACUUUCAAUUAUAAUUGCAUCUCUGAUGAACUGCUGGACAUCCUGCGGGAGCACAGCGCUCAUUCCCUGUGCACCUUGAAUAUCAAAUGUCAUAUCCAUGACCCUCAUGGGCAAGUGGUCUGCGGAAUGUCAUGGGCCAACUUGGCCAAGAGAGCCCCAAAACUGAACGUCAACUUCUUCUUUGAAAGAGUUAUGAACCAUGAUCACCUAGCCAGGAUCCUGCUAGUGGAAAUCCCAGUCAGGAGCAUCAGUUUACGGAGCUGCUAUUUCAGUGAUCCAGACUGGAUGAUGAGACCUACCCUCACCAACCUCCUCCCAGCCUACUGGCAUGUGCUGCAGAAAUUAACACUUGAAGUAAACAAUGACCAUGAGGUGCUGGAUGAUGAGCUGCUACAGCUCAUCUUAUCAUGCAGGAGGUUGUUUUUUCUGAAAGUCUGGGCAUUUCUUAGUGUCACCUUUAUGGAGAGGCUGCUACAUAAUCGUGCAGAAAGGAAAUGCUUUUUGACUACCAUAAAGGUCAGGAUUUACACAGCCCGACAAGAGACCAAUGAGGAGGAUCGGCUGUUGCGUGAUAUUUACAAGAAGUUCAAAAACCUGAUUGACUCAGAGCUUAAUUAUUUUGUCAUCACCUACCCAAUGGUGUAAGCCACAGGGAGACCCAGAAAAACACCAGUUACAUCUACAAAUGAUGAAUGAAUCCUUUAGAUGGCAUUAGUAAGGGAUUCAAAUCUUGCCAGCGCUGCCUCCAAAAGGGAAAUACCAUUACAGCAAGAGACAGGCAAGGGACAAUUUUACUAUCCCCUGGAUUAAAAUGUUGGAUUUGGGAACUGGCCUCCUGUGUCUCCAGCAUCAUUUAUUCUUGUCAUUUCUUUGCUUUCCCUCACCAGAACCAGAGGAAGCAACGAGCCCUUUCCCAGCCUUUACAUGCACCUCCAGUAAAAACUAGCCCCUCCACUUUACUCAGCAAUUCCCAUUGUAGACUUUCAAACACAUCACAACUGAAGCCCCCCUGAUUGUUUCCGUUUUACAAAUAGGGAAACUGAGAUAUGGGGUGAGGAAGUGAUUAACCCCAAAUUAACCUUGGCUUGAUCUUGACUCAGUUGCAGUCAGAUACCCCAUCCAAUGUAUCACCAGUCCCUAGUUCCUGUUGAGUUUAAUAUACACCCUGUGUCCAGUUCUUAACAGCAGAUGUUAAGAAAAAAAAUUUACCUUGGCUAGUCCUACCCAUGGUACUCCCACCCACUCCUCCCACUUGCCUAUCUUUCCAGCAAGUGCCUUAUGUGG
Molecule: messenger RNA, 2469 nt
Organism: Cygnus olor (mute swan)
Lineage: Eukaryota; Metazoa; Chordata; Aves; Anseriformes; Anatidae
Gene: FBXO39
Product: F-box protein 39
Exons: 4
Coding region: 511-1830 (439 amino acids)
Molecular function (GO): protein binding
Source: RefSeq, a predicted model, not a curated record